This is a messenger RNA of Pisolithus orientalis, 647 nucleotides long. RefSeq lists its product as uncharacterized. Lineage: Eukaryota; Fungi; Basidiomycota; Agaricomycetes; Boletales; Pisolithaceae. The coding region runs from base 36 to 647 and encodes 203 amino acids. The record is from RefSeq and is a predicted model, not a curated record. The transcript is spliced from 5 exons.
CGUACACAGCGUUUCACACGGUUCCAGUCUCCUCAAUGCCUGUGACAAUGACUCCAUACAUAUGUAUCUGCAGCAGGUACAAUUUUUGCGAGCCUCACCCAGUAUUGAAGGUGCCUUUGUACCACCAUUUUGCUGAGGCUGGGACCAAGGAAGAAAAAGAAUGCCUUCGAUCAUCCCAAGUCAAACCCCACACAUGCCAUGGCUUGCAUGCUCAUUGCACAGCUGUUAUCCAAGCAAUGGCAAAAAGGCAACUCGAGACUAUGGAUAAUGGACAUUGUAAGUGUGCACACACUCAGGAAAAUGAAUCAGCAGCUCCCGAGUUAGAUGGACCUACAACACCUGUUGAUCCAUGUGCAGGUGCAGAGGAAGAAUUACCAGUUCCUGGAUUGGAUGGACCUGCAACACCUGUUGAUCCAUGUGCAGACAAAGAGUUACCAGCUCCUGGAUUGGAUGGACCUGCAACACCUGUUGAUCCACAUGUAGACAAAGAAUUACCAGCUCCUGGGUUAGAUCAAAUGGUGGCAUUUGCUGACAUUCAGUAUGAGUGGAGGACACAUCCUAUCAUUGACAUUGAAACUCUCACACAAUCUGCCAUACUUCUGUUAUGUGCAAUGGACCAUGGAGCAGACCAUCAGGAAUCUUGGUGA